Messenger RNA from Aspergillus melleus, 930 nucleotides. RefSeq names its product RING finger protein. NCBI's taxonomy places the organism in Eukaryota, Fungi, Ascomycota, Eurotiomycetes, Eurotiales, Aspergillaceae. Gene Ontology annotation, molecular function: zinc ion binding; ubiquitin protein ligase activity. The transcript is spliced from 6 exons. The coding region runs from base 1 to 930 and encodes 309 amino acids. The record is from RefSeq and is a predicted model, not a curated record.
AUGUCAUCAAAGAGGAAACGAAAUGCCGACUCUGAGACCAAUCCUCCAAAGACGUCUGUCAAGAAAGGUGCUUCUCGCCCAGCGAAAGUGGGUGAUUUGACGGGCGACCCUGCUACCUCCAGUCCGGCGAAGAAAAGGAGAACCCCCAAGACCAAAGAGUCGCCAUCCGAGCCUGCGGCUGAACGCAGGGCCAGGGUCUUUCGCAAGCAUCCACCCAAGUCGUAUUUGGAGAGACAUGCGCGUGCCACGAGUCAAAGGAUGUUUGUCGUUGGCAAAUCUGUCACUGGAACCGACGAAGCCCCUGAGAUGACAUUUAGCAUUGUUGGGACCACAGGCAAUAUUUACAAGACGACUAUUUGCAAGGUGCCGACGUGCGACUGCCCGGAUGCCCAGAAGGGGAACCAGUGCAAGCAUAUCUGUUAUGUUCUAGCCGUUGUGCUCAAGGCUCCCGCGCAUCUGCAGUACCAAUUGGCGUUUCUGUCUUCGGAACUCCUUCAGAUCUACCAGCAGUCCUCCCUGAGUGUCCCAGAAACCGCACCCGAGAGCAAAGACGGUAACCGAAAGCCUGUGGACGGGGACUGUCCCAUCUGUUUCAUGGAAUUUGAAGCAAACGAAGAGAUCGUUUGGUGUCGAGCAGCUUGUGGAAACAACAUCCACAAAACAUGUUUCAUGCAAUGGGCCGCUACCCUGCGAGGUUCGGGCGUGACUUGCGUCUAUUGCCGCUCUCCCUGGCAGUCCGACACCAGUGAUGUGAACCUAGAGAAUCUCGUGACAGAAGGCACAGUGAACCAGGAGGGUUACGUCAACGUGGCUGAUCAACUGGGCCUCUCCGGAGAUCGCGAUUAUUCAAGCUACCACCCGUACUGGGUUUCCCAACAAUUGUAUGGUGGCCGUGGCCGUGGUCGACGAUCUUACUACGGUUAUUACUAA